AUGAAGACUAGUUUUGCAUCCUCAUUGAUGUGUGGUGCUCUCAUCCUCUCUUCCGUGUCAGCUGGAGGAGACUUUCAAAUGGAUGGUGGCGAGUCAAGCGUAAAUGACGCAUACCUAAGCUCAAUGGACCCAGCCCCAACCACCUAUGAGUAUGUUGGGACUUUAGGGAACACUAUAGCAGCCGCGACAGAGACUGAAGCUACAACGAGUGGUGCACCCGUGACAAUGUCUGCAGACCUUAAAAAAACAUUUGGCAUUGAUCACGGAGCAAUUGAAACUCCUCCUAGUGAACAAACCGGUUUGUCCAUCGACUUUAAGUGGGUGCCAGACGUCCCUUCGACGGUUCCAGGAUCAAAAUCAAAUGAAGAUCCAACAUUAUCAAAAGAAGAGCCAAUGUGGAAUUCUGUGCCGUCAAGCGAGUCGCCAAGUUAUUCAUAUCCUGCUAUUCCAUUAGAACAGGUCUCAUCCACAAUCUCUCCACCACCAAGCUAUGAAACAAACAGUGGCUCUCCCAAUCCCUCCACAUAUUAUGAAGACCCAUCGAUUUCUCCAUCACCUUCAGUAGCCAACUGCAAGGUUCGUCGAACGAGGCGCUAA
Messenger RNA from Plasmopara halstedii, 597 nucleotides. RefSeq lists its product as uncharacterized. The coding region runs from base 1 to 597 and encodes 198 amino acids. The record is from RefSeq and is a predicted model, not a curated record. Lineage: Eukaryota; Oomycota; Peronosporomycetes; Peronosporales; Peronosporaceae. The transcript has a single exon.